Punica granatum (pomegranate) is the source of this 1181-nucleotide messenger RNA. Lineage: Eukaryota; Viridiplantae; Streptophyta; Magnoliopsida; Myrtales; Lythraceae. The record is from RefSeq and is a predicted model, not a curated record.
UCCCCCUCCCGUUUCCUAUCCCAUGUCCAAUCACUGAAUUUGCCCCUGACCAAACCCACCGGAACCUAUUACCAUUUUCCUUAUUUUCCGUCGGUAGAGAGAGAAGGAGAAGAUGUUGGGUGUGUUCAACAGCUCGAUCGUGUCUCCCCCGGACGAGCUGGUGGCUGCGGGCUGCCGGACCCCGUCGCCGAAGACGACGGCGGCCACGCUGAUGGGCCGGUUCGCUGACACCCACGCCUCCGCCGUGUCCGUAAACGUCGGAGAUCAGGUGCAGCUGGCCUACACCCACCAGAACGAGUCCCUGCUCAAGCCCAGGACCUUUGCCGUAAAGGAAGAUAUAUUCUGCCUGUUUGAGGGGGCCCUGGACAACCUGGGGAGCCUGAGGCAGCAGUACGGGCUGGCCAAGUCGGCGAACGAGGCCAUCCUCCUGAUCGAGGCCUACAAGGCCCUCCGGGACCGGGCCCCUUACCCGCCCAACCACGUGGUGGCUCACCUGAGUGGGAACUUCGCAUUCAUCGUCUUUGACAAGUCGACCUCGACCCUGUUCGUGGCCUCUGAUCAAUAUGGGAAGGUUCCUCUGUAUUGGGGAAUUACUGCUGAUGGGUAUAUUGCCUUUGCUAAUGACGCUGAGCUGCUCAAAGGUGCCUGUGGCAAGUCCCUUGCUUCUUUCCCUCAAGGUUGUUUCUUCUCCACUGCAGUGGGAGGGCUGAGAUGCUACAGGAACCCGAAGAACAAGAUCACCGCUGUGCCUGCCAAGGAGGAGGAGAUCUGGGGUGCAACCUUCAAGGUGGAAGGCCCAUCGGUUGUUGCAGCCACAGAGUAGGACUCGAGUCUCCUGAGUUGCGAUGUCGACAUUCACGUUCCUCAGGACCAUUUGAUCUGACUUUCGGGUAAAGGCGAUGAGAUUUUUCGUGUGGCUAUGGAAGAAAGGACGGAAUGGCCCAUCGUAGUGUAGAUAGGUGAAUGAAUGAGGGUGGGGAGGAAGUUACUGAUGGCAGGAGUUUGUGGUUUUGUUAGUGGUACGAGUUUCAAGUACCGUUAUGGUAUUUGGUGGGGUUCUGUUAAUUAAGGAGUUUGCUUACAGGGGUUGGGCUCCCGUUGUUCUAAAUCCAAUGUACAGCUAUGGUUUUCUCUCGUGUAAUAAAAGGGUUGUGAUUGUCCGGUCUACUAUUGAUCUGAUC